AUGGGUUCAUGGACCGAAGAAGUGGUUGACUCUCAGAUUGUUCCAACUGUGAUCUACACUGGCGGAGCAAUUGCACCUGGAAACAUCGCCAGAAGUGUCAAACUCAAUCUGAUCUGUAGUGAGGGUCCGACUGAAGUCCUCUCGGCUUCUUUCCAAGACCCAUACAUCUACCAAUUCACGUUCUCAAGCCAUCUGGCUAGUCCAUCUCCCCCAGUCCCCACCACCGUGACCUACUGCAACUACUGUGAGGAUGUAUGCAAGGGUGUCAACAAGUGUGACACCUAUGCUCUUGACACCUGUGUCUACAUCAAGACAGCAUGUGGCACCUCCCAAGCUGGCUAUGGAAUAUUCAAAAAGGAUGGCACAACGACAUCUUUGACCAUGUAUCCAGACUGCCAAUGUUUGAUGACUCCAAUCCAGAACCACAUUGGCACCUGUAACUCCUGUUUGAGCAACAACUUCAAUGGCUAUUCAAAGUGCUAA
Acytostelium subglobosum LB1 is the source of this 483-nucleotide messenger RNA. RefSeq lists its product as hypothetical. NCBI's taxonomy places the organism in Eukaryota, Evosea, Eumycetozoa, Acytosteliales, Acytosteliaceae. The record is from RefSeq and is a predicted model, not a curated record. The coding region runs from base 1 to 483 and encodes 160 amino acids. The transcript has 2 exons.